UAUUUUGCUGUCUUUUUUUUUUCGUAGGAGAGCGAGGCGCUAAACAAAUUAAAAUUGAAUUUUUUUAUUGCACUCAUCAACAAAAAAAGGAUGACAAUAGCAACUCUAAAGUAAACAAACAAAAACUACACAUAAUGUGUGUGUUGCUUCAGAUAUAUAGAAAACAUGGCGUUUUUAUCACAUAAAUAUACAGGCAGUUGUUCUGGUUUUAGUUUACCUAUAUUUAAGAACCCAUUGCAUUUAACAAAAUCAUUUGACAUUCUCUAUGCAAUGUGGAAACAAAAUUUACUUUGUGAUGUCACCAUAUGUGUUGGAAACAAAUCUAUCGAAGCUCAUAGGGCAAUACUUGCCUCUUCCAGUCCUUACUUUUAUGCUAUGUUCACAGGAGAGAUGUCAGAAAGUAAACAGAACUGCAUAGUUUUAAAAGAAGUUGAUGCAUAUGCUUUAGAGCUGCUUAUAGGUUAUUGCUAUUCAGGAGAGGUGCAAGUUACUGAAGAAAAUGUUCAAGCACUUCUACCUGCUGCUAGUUUGUUACAACUGACCGAUGUUCUUGCUGCAUGUUGUGACUUUUUAAAAGCCAAGUUACAUCCAACGAAUUGUCUUGGUGUAAUGCGUUUUGCAGAUGUUCACAAUUGUAAAGAACUUGUUAGUGCAGCUCAUUUAUAUACUGAACAGUUUUUUUCUGAAGUUGCGACUAGUGAAGAAUUUUUACAGUUAGAAAACCAUCAAUUAAUAGAUUUUAUAUCAAGUGAUCGUCUUAAAGUUUCUUCAGAAGAAAAUGUCUUUGAAUCAGUUAUUGCUUGGAUAAGUUAUAAUCCUUCACAGAGGGAUCAGUUUUUACCGGAUCUCAUGCAGCAUGUAAGAUUACCUUUAUUAGCACGAGACUAUUUGGUUGACAGAGUUGCUGCAGAGCCUCUGAUUAAAAAAAGUUUUGCUUGUAAAGAUUUUCUUAUAGAGGCAAUGAAGUAUCAUUUACUACCAAGGCCACAAAGAUUAUUUUUGCAAACACCAAGGACACGAAGUCGAAUACCUGGAAUACCUAAAAUUUUGUAUGUUGUUGGAGGUCAAGCACCCAAAGCAAUUCCCAGUGUUGAGUGUUAUGACUUGCAGUUAGAACGAUGGUACAGUGCUGCUGAUAUGAACUCUCGUCGGUGUCGUGCAGGUGUUGCUGUUUUAAAUGGUGUUAUUUAUGCUGCUGGUGGUUUUAAUGGGGCACUACGCGUUCGUUCAGUAGAUUCUUAUAAUCCUCAAAAGGAUGAAUGGUGUUCGGUUGCUUCAAUGGAGGCACGUAGAAGUACUCUUGGAGUUGCAGUAUUGAAUGGACUUUUAUAUGCAGUGGGAGGAUUUGAUGGAACAACAGGCCUAUGCAGUUGUGAGGUGUAUGAUCCAAUAACAAAUGAGUGGCGUUUACUAGCUAACAUGGGAGUUCGUCGUAGCUCUGUAGGUGUUGGUGUUUUAAAUGGUCACAUUUACGCAGUUGGGGGUUACGAUGGAGCUUCACGUCAGUGUCUUUCUUCUGUUGAAAAAUACGACCCAGUGAAAAAUGAAUGGCAAUUUGUACCUGAUAUGACUGUUCGAAGAAGCGGUCCUGGAGUAUGUGUUUUAGGCGGGUUUUUGUAUGCUGUUGGCGGGCAUGAUGGUCCUCACGUUCGCAAGUCAGUUGAGUAUUAUAAUCCAGAUGCUCAAAAAUGGGUCACUGUAUCUGACAUGUCGUUGGCAAGACGUAACGCUGGUGUUGCUGCAGUUGACGGUUUUUUGUAUGUUGUUGGGGGCGAUGAUGGUACGAUAAAUCUAUCUUCAAUAGAAAUGUAUUGCUCUGAAACUGACCAGUGGUCACUUCUCCCUUCCCAGAUGAGCGUGGGUAGAAGCUACGCUGGAGUUGUUAUUAUUGAUAAAUCUCUUCAUUUUAUGUGAUUUUAUGUUGGUAAUCACCUGAUUUUCUAUACCUAAUUGUAUCAAGGAAGAAAAGUGUUGAUUAUGAUUUAUAUUAUCAUAAUAUGACGGUGUAUAUCAAAUGCGAAAGUCACUAAAAAACGGUUUUGAGAAAAAUUCUUUUGAUCAGUCAUUUCAAAUGCUUAUUUUAAAGAGUUUGAGCAAAGUAGAUUUUCUAAAAACAUUUAUUUUGUGACUAAAGUACUUUUGCACCGAGCCCUUAAAAUUUAUUUUCAAAUGUAUUGAAAGUAUUUUUUGAAAAAUAAAGGUUGAUGGUGAAUAUCUAAAAAAUUUGAGUAAAUUUUUUGAAAAUAUAAAACGCAAUAUAUAUAAAGAAAAGAUUGUGGAAACAGAAACAUAAAAUAACAACUCAUUUAGAAGAACCUGUCAUGAUCUUUAUCGAAGUUAUUGAAAAAAUAAUUUUUUCUACUACUAAUUUUUUAAUACUGUUUUUUAAUUUAUGCUUCAUGUAAGCUGUUAAAAAAAAAAAUAUUUUAGUUUA
Molecule: messenger RNA, 2434 nt
Organism: Hydra vulgaris (swiftwater hydra)
Lineage: Eukaryota; Metazoa; Cnidaria; Hydrozoa; Anthoathecata; Hydridae
Product: kelch-like protein 2
Molecular function (GO): protein binding
Source: RefSeq, a predicted model, not a curated record